Molecule: messenger RNA, 575 nt
Organism: Chironomus riparius
Lineage: Eukaryota; Metazoa; Arthropoda; Insecta; Diptera; Chironomidae
Source: the annotation of a GenBank genome assembly
CAAAAUUUCAACGAAAUGUGUAGUCUUAAGGGGUUUCUUGCCUUAGGAUGCAUAAUUUUAAGCUUCCUUUCAAUUCUAGAAAUAAUCUAUUCAGUGACUUUUGUGAUUAAAUACUUCGAAGAGUUUACAAACUUCAAUUUGACAAUUACUGUGAUUUUGAACAUUGCUAUAGCAUUCUUUGGUGCUUUAAUGAUAAUUGGAGUAAUUCAAUCAAAUGUUCAACUUCUUAUCACUUGUUUCAUCUAUUUUUUAAUGGAGUUUGGAAGGUGCAUGGUCGGAAGUUUUGAUAUGUGCAGUCAUGAUUCGGAAACAGCUGAAAAGCUUUUUGUAGUCUUUGAUACUGGACAUGCUGCAUGACGUGUUAAAUAUUCUAAAAUCAAAAGACAAAUCAGACAUUCUAUAAAUUCAACAGACUUCAAAUAAAGAGUACCUCGAUCACCAGAAGAACUCAAGUUAUACCAAAAUACAGCAGUGCCUUUAACUGGAGGUACAUAAAUACGAAGCAGCGGAAAAACAGUUCCACCACCCUUUUCAACGUCUGAAAGCUAAAAUAAACUAUUUUUUAAAACAAAUUU